Messenger RNA from Closterium sp. Yama58-4, 591 nucleotides. Lineage: Eukaryota; Viridiplantae; Streptophyta; Zygnematophyceae; Desmidiales; Closteriaceae. The record is from the annotation of a GenBank genome assembly.
AUGAAUCCGUGGCUGAAGCAGCAGGUUCGGUCCGAGCCUGCAGCGAUGGCCUGGUUGGAGGAGUCCCUGGCACAGGAUGCUCGUGGCGUUCCUGCAGAGCUACUUGCUUCCGAGCCUAACUCUGCUGCCGAGCCUGACUCUGCUGGCUUUGCUUCGGUGUUUGCUGCUAAUGCCAGCAUAAAGCAAGGGUCGGCGUGCUCCCCCCUGGCCUCGGCCGUGGUAAUCCAAGUGACCAGCGAAGCAGAUUUCAUCAAGCGCAGGCUCUACCCUCCCUCCACGACAGUAAUGCUAGAGCUUCAGAACCACGUCACUCUGAAGAGAGGGCUGCUGUUUGGGCCCAAGUAUGCGUGCACGGUGCUGCGAUCGGGAGGCGGGGCCAAAGGGAGGGGGUAUCGGCUGUACGUGCAUCGGGUGGAUGAGCCGAUACUCCGUAUAUGGAACACCAGCAACGUGAUAGUGUACCGUGUCCAGAUGUCACAGCCGUUCCGAGCCUACUCACAGGCAUGCCCCAGGGAGAUCCCAGACGUGGGCACUGACAUCAUCUGCCCUCUCGUCCACGUCUACCGCUCCUACGGCGUUCAGAUCGUUAAA